Messenger RNA from Penicillium brasilianum, 1569 nucleotides. Lineage: Eukaryota; Fungi; Ascomycota; Eurotiomycetes; Eurotiales; Aspergillaceae. The record is from the annotation of a GenBank genome assembly.
AUGUCUGAAGUAGCAAUUUCAGAGGCAACUUCUUGGCUAGGUAGAUGCUGGUCGUCCUUCGGUAUAGGACGGCUACUCCUCUGGUCAUUGAGCAUCCUCAUUGCCCAUCGUUUGAUUCAUCGCUUAUUUUUCCAUCCACUUCGACACAUUCCAGGACCAUGGAGUGCCACGCUAUCCGGAUGGUAUGAGUUCUAUACAAAUGUCUGGCAAGACGGUCAGUGGUGCAAGACAUAUCCGGAUUUGCAUAGAAAGUACAAAUCGCCCGUCGUCAGAAUUGGUCCGGAUCAUGUUCAUAUCAAGGAUAUUGAGGCAUACGAGAAGAUCUUCCGCAACGGCACAAAUUACCACAAAGACCAUACCUUUUAUACCUGCGCCGAUAACGAUGGCUCUAUCUUCUCGUUGAGUGAUUGCCAUGAGCACCGAGUUCGUCGUAAAGCUCUCAGUCCACGCUUUUCGAAACAGGCGGCGGAAGCCGAUGCUCCUGGAAUUUUACGGCAGCUUCGGCGUAUGGAAAACUUCAUGGUUAAACAAUCGGCGCUAGACAAGACCUACAACAUCAACGAUCUCUUCCGGGCGCUUGAAAUCAAUGUCGUAGGCAAAACGCUGCUAGGAGACUGUGGUGAUUUAGUUGAAUACCAAGAGACCAAGCCCGAGCUUCUGGAGACUGUCGACGGAUUAUCCGCAAUGAUACCCCUAUUACGAUUCUUCCCAUAUAUGGCAGCCGUCAACCAAAUCAUCCCAUCCGUGCUAGCAGAUAAGUUAAUGCCUGCUGGCGUGCUCAAUUUCAAAAAGACCUGCGAAGACUACACAAAGCCACGAAUGAUCAAGUCUAUCCGCACUGACCUUGAUCGAACUAGGGCAUCCGUAAUCGAGCUCUUAGUAGCACAUAGCUACGAUGUUACUGGGAACCCGCCUAAUAUCGACUACUUGGCAGCAGAGGCCUUUACAUUCAUUGAUGCCGGGGUAGACACCGCCGGUAGAACACUGGCAGCAGCGGUGUACUACGUUCUUCGCAAUCAAGAAAUUGAAAAGAAACUCGUGGACGAGCUGAACGACGCGAAGCUUUGGUGCAAUGGCACUAAUGAAGCUGAUGUCCGCACACUAGGGAGACUUCCUUACCUGAAUGCUAUCAUCAAAGAAGCACACCGGAUAUGGCCAGCACUUCCGGGGCCAUUGCCUCGUGUGGUACCUUCGGAAGGGCUGCGAAUUGGGCGUUACUUCAUCCCAGCUGGUACCAUCGUAUCUGCUACCCACCACUCACUGCACUUCGAUGAGACAAUCUUCCCUGAGCCCAACAAUUUCAAACCUGAACGGUGGCUACGAGAAGAUAGAACAGAUCUUGACCGAUACCUUAACCCGUACAGUCGUGGAAGUCGUGCUUGUAUCGGGAUCAAUUUGGCUCAAAUUAAGCUACAGCUAGGAUUAGCUGACCUCUUCUACCGUCUUGAUAUGGAAUUAUGUGAGCCAAUCCCGACGGCUCUAGGCUGGAAGGACCACUUUGUGGCAGAGCCGACGAGCGCUAUUUACCUUCGGGCCCGGUUUAGGAAAGGAAUUUCAUGUAGCGAGUAG